AUGGGAAAACGAACAGCGGAAAAUUCAGCGGCGAUUGGGGAGGGUGAGGAGACGAAUCCUGAGAUGCGUGUUGAUGGACGCCCUGAGAGAGAGCCUACCUUUCAGGAUUAUAUGUUCUCUGACUAUGCUGGCACCGAAACGCUCCCGGGCAAUGAGUUCCGCUCGAAACUUAGCGAACUUUGUCUGUACCUGCUUGGCCUCUUCCUCGGUCGCCUUGUGUUAGGUUACGUCAACAAUUUCGCAUUUCGUAUGACCGGUGUGAGAAUCACCUCCGCCAUUCGUCAGGAUUACUUCACGGCGUUGUUCUCGCAAAGCGUGCAUGUAUUGGACUCUAUGCCACCUGGAUAUGCGACUACAAUUAUCACGACUACCGGAAACACUCUGCAGCUCGGAAUCUCUGAGAAGUUGGGUGUUUUUGUGGAAUACAAUGCCACCAUGAUCGCUUCAAUCAUCGUCGCGUUCAUCUACAGCUGGCAGCUCUCUCUCGUGACAUUCACCGCCGUUGUCUUCAUCACAUUCAGUGUCAGCCUAGUACUUCCUUACAUCACCAAAGGCCAGACAAACCAGACCAAAUCCGAAGCUCUGGCGAUGUCUGUCGCUAGCGAAGCCAUGAGCGGUAUCCGAAUGAUCGUAGCUUAUAGCGCUCAGUCGCGAAUUGGCAGCAAGUACGGCAGAUUCGUUGACGAAGCAAAGAAGCAUGCUCAGUUCGCUGGCCCAUUCAUUGCCCUCCAAUACGGCCUUAUUUUCUUCAGCAGUUAUGCGGCAUUUGGCCUUGCGUUCUGGUAUGGCACAAGACUCUUGCUCGACGAUAAAAUCAAUCAGCUCGGGGCUAUCAUUGUCGUCUUGUUCUCUGUCAUGAUGAUCGUGACGGCAAUGGAACGAAUCUCUACGCCGCUUCUAGCGGUUAGCAAAGCAACAGUCGCAGCUUGCGAGUUCUUCACUGUCAUCGAUGCACCCCGACCUGAGCCUGGCCAUCUCACCGACCCAAAUGUGUCUGCGACGGCGGACAUCGUCUUCGAAGACGUCACUUUUGCUUACCCCAGUCGACCGCACGUCAAGAUCCUCGAUGACCUCAAUCUGCGAAUCGAAACGGGCAAAGUCACCGCGAUUGUCGGCCCCUCUGGCUCAGGUAAGAGUACAAUCGUCGGCCUUGUUGAGCGAUGGUACAGUCUCAAAGACCAGUACGUCAUCUCCAAACCAGUCGAGAAGCCGACCGAUAAAAAGAAGGACGAUGACAAAGAGGAGGACGAGCAAGAGUUACAAGAACUCUCGUUCGCAGGAGAUAAAACUGGUCCACCUGUUGAGCUCCGUGGCCGAAUUUCUACGUGUGGCCACUCUCUUGAUGACAUCAACGUCAAGUGGUGGCGAUCGCAGAUUGGACUUGUCCAACAGGAGCCGUUCCUCUUCAAUGACACCAUCUACAGCAACGUUCUCAACGGCCUCAUCGGCACAAAGUGGGAAAAUGAGCCUGAAGAGAAGAAGAGGGAGAUGGUACAUGAAGCAUGCAAGGAGGCAUUUGCUGACGAGUUCAUUGAGAAGCUACCAGAGGGCUAUAACACCGCCGUUGGCGAAGUCGGUAUCAAACUCUCAGGCGGCCAACGCCAACGCAUCGCCAUCGCCCGCGCCAUAAUCCGCCGUCCCGCAAUCCUCAUUCUCGACGAGGCCACGAGCGCAAUCGACGUCCGCGGCGAACGGAUCGUACAAGCAGCCCUCGACCGAGCCUCCAAGAACAGAACAACGAUUGUAAUCGCACAUCGUCUUUCCACUAUCAGGAAGGCUGAUAGGAUUGUUGUUCUGCGACAGGGACAAGUUAUUCAGUCUGGUACUCAUGUGAGUCUAUUGACUGAUGAAGCUGGUCUUUACUAUAAUCUCGUCAAUGCUCAGGCUUUGUCAUUGGGGGAGCAAAAGGAUGGCCAUGAUGUCACUGCUAAGGAUCAUCGACGAUCCUCUAUUCAUGAAAAGGCACAUACCGAGUCCACCAUCGAGGACAAACCUCAAGACAAGACCCCCAAAAAGAAAGGUCUCAUCUCCAGCUUCGGUCGCUUCUUCUACGAGACAAAGUCCAACUGGUGGACCAUGACCCUAACCAUCUUCUUCUCCGCCUGCGCCGGCGCCGCCGUCCCCUUCCAAGCCUGGCUCUUCGCCAAAGUCAUCAUCGUCUUCAGCUACCUCCCCGACGAGUCCAAGGUCAGAAGUGAAAGUUCCUUCUGGUCGCUCAUGUGGACUGUCCUCGCUAUCUCAGCCGGUCUAGCCUACUGUGCUACUUUCUUCUUAUCAACGCGUACAGCGAGUACUAUUCGUGCUAAGUACCAGAAGCAGUACUUCUUAUCUAUCUUGCAUCAGAAGGUUGCGUUCUUUGAUCAUGAUGAUCACUCACAGGGGACUAUGGCUGCGAGGAGCGCUGAGGAUCCAAGACAGCUUGAGGAGCUGUUGGGGUCCAAUAUGGCGAGUGUGUUUAUUGCCCUCUGGACUCUGAUGGGUACUAUCGCCAUUUCGCUGGCUUUUGCAUGGAAGCUUGCACUCGUGUCCCUUUGUGUAGUUGUCCCCAUACUCCUCGCCGCUGGGUAUUGGCGAAUGCGCUACGAGAUCAAGUUCGAGGAGAUGAACAACGCUGUGUUCGUCGACAGUUCCAAGUUUGCUUCUGAAGCAAUCGGUGCAUUCCGUACCGUGGCAUCUUUUACUCUUGAAGGUGCUAUCUGCGAUCAGUUCCGCACUCUCAACAGCAACCAUGUCAAGGAUGCCUUCAAGAAGGCUCGUUGGGUGAGCUUGCUGUAUGCCUUCUCCGACAGCGCAACCAUCGGAUGCCAGGCUAUAGUACUGUACUAUGGUGGCCGCCUUCUCCUCAGCGGCGAGUAUGAUCUAGAGAGCUUCUUCGUGUGCUUCAUGUCUGUCUUGAACGCAGGCGAGACAACAGGUCGUGCACUUAGCUUUGGACCCAAUGUCGCUCAAGUCCGUGCAGCUGCCAAUCGUAUCCUUGGACUGAGGGUUAGUCAGGUCAAGGACGGUCCUGAAGCUACCGGCACACCGUUUGUUUCUCAUGGUGAUGGUAUGAAGAUUGAACUGGACAACAUUCACUUCAAGUAUCCUACUCGUGACGUGCCUGUAUUCCAGGGUCUCAACCUGACCAUCGAGAAGGGCCAGUUUGCUGCUCUUGUUGGUGCAUCGGGCAGUGGAAAGAGUAGUAUCGUCUCUCUUCUUGAAGGAUUCUAUGAUCCUGAUCACGGUCGCAUCCUCUGCAAUGGUCAAGACAUUGCCGCCAACAACGUCUAUACAUACCGUCGCCACCUCUCGCUUGUUGCUCAAGAGUCAAGCUUGUUUCAAGGUACAUUACGAGAGAACAUCCUUCUUGGUGUUGAAGACACCGUCGACGACGCAACUGUCCAUCGUGUAUGUCAAGAAGCUUCCAUCCACGAGUUCAUCAUGUCCCUCCCAGAAGGAUACCAAACCCAGGUAGGCUCCCGCGGCGUGACCCUCUCAGGCGGUCAGAGACAGCGUGUAGCCAUCGCCAGGGCUUUAAUGCGAAACCCUGAUAUCUUGUUGCUUGAUGAAGCGACAAGUUCUCUCGACUCGGAGAGUGAGAAGUUGGUCCAAGAGGCGUUUGAGCGCGCUGGAGAAGGUCGUACUAUGGUUGUCGUUGCGCAUCGUCUUGCGACAGUGCAAAAUGCGGAUGUGAUCUUUGUUCUUGGUGAGGGCAAGUUGAUUGAGAAGGGGAGCCAUCGCGAGUUAUUGGCUGCUCGUGGUGUUUACUGGCAGAUGUGUCAAAGCCAGGCUUUAAAUAAGUAG
Molecule: messenger RNA, 3783 nt
Organism: Fusarium coffeatum
Lineage: Eukaryota; Fungi; Ascomycota; Sordariomycetes; Hypocreales; Nectriaceae
Exons: 9
Coding region: 1-3783 (1260 amino acids)
Biological process (GO): transmembrane transport
Cellular component (GO): membrane
Molecular function (GO): ATP binding; ABC-type transporter activity; ATP hydrolysis activity
Source: RefSeq, a predicted model, not a curated record